GCGGUCGGACGUUUCCGUUUGGAAUAUGGCGGACAAUUUGUUAUUAUGGAACGAAAUAACAUGAAAGAAUUUGGAGCUUGUGGGUAAAAUAUGUACGUUGGCCGUCACCAUGAUUACGGCAGAUACGAAGAUGAAUCUUCGGAGGAAGAAUGUGAACACUGCUCUAGACAAAACGUUCGUUUACGAAACGAGGACAAUUGGUCGGGCACACUGUACGAAGAACCGCCGUGGGCAAGUCAUAUUAAAGAGAAAGGUGAUGUAUUUUACGUUGAGCCGUUCAACGAACCUUCUCCAAACGACAUGUUGGACGCACUGGAACGAUUGGACGUUUCAGAGAACGAUACACAAGGAGAUAGAGAGAAAGACAAGGGCAAAUCGACGCUUCGGAGUUUAAGUUCUGUGAAGAAAAUUAUUCCUGGAUUGAAGCGAGACAGAUUUGACGACAAGAGCCCUAAUGAAAAGAACCAUAAAAAUUCAAAUGCUGUAACUCGUGGAACUGUAGAUGGUCUUUUAGAUGGUAGUAAAGUGGUUGGUAGAUUUUUCAAGAGAGAAGUCCAUCUCAUUGUUUCCCCUCCAAAAAGCCAUUCUGGGCUUAAAAAUGACCUAGAGACUCUACUUGGAAUUAUUCCUGGGAGAGAUAAAUCUGGCAAGAUGGCACAAAAUGACAGUUACUCAGGAUCUAGGCUCUAUAUCAAAGGGUUUGUUCCUGAUGGACCAGCUUUGCGAAGCGGAGAUCUUAGAAUAGGAGAUGUGCUACUGUCAUUAAACAAAUUAGAUCUUAAUUCAAGCAAUGUUCACACAAUUCUUGCCGCCAUUACUGGGCCAAUGGAGAUCACUCUUACCAUUCAAAGAGCAAUCCAACCAAAGAUAGCAUCCCCAGUCAUUCAUCAAAGUACCCCACCAAAGAGUGACAGCCAUCUUGUGAAGUUAAUCAGUGGAGAGGUACCUCUUGCAUCCAAACCAAACCUAAAGAAUAUCCCUCAUGUGGCUUUGUAUUUAACCAUUACUUCCAGUGAAGAUGAUGGUGAACCUGAUAAGGACAUACUUUACCAGUAUCCUAAGACAGAGGCAGCAACCAAGCUAGUUGGACUAAGGGGAAUGUUCUUGACUUUGAGUGAUUUAAUGUCAUCUGUGACAUGCAGUACAGCAAACAGUUCUACACUGGUGUUGGACAAGAAGCUGAUUCAUGUUGUGUAUUCUAAACUGGACAGAGAUGUGUUAGUCAUGGCUAUGCCAGCAGAAAAAAUACCUCUUAUUCAACUGCAGAAGGUUGUUGCUGAUGUUACACAAAUACUCUCUCUUACAUUUGGAUCAAUGCAAAGGGCGUUUUGUGACAAAUUCAACGAAGUCCGUGCAGAUCAUCUGUUUUCUCUUCUAUUUGACAAAGCCCUUACCAGGCCCCCAGGAGCUAAUGAAAAGGAUUGUGUAAAUCGACUUACAGACCUUUUGCCAGGUGUUCAGUGGCUCAACCUACCCCUGGCCACAGAGGUUCAUGUACACUGCUGUCUAAAUGACUUAGAGGCUGCAGAUUAUGGAGAAUUUGCAGAUGAGUUUUUUCAGAUUAGAAGAUUAUAUACAAUUUUAGGCUCCAGUAUAUUUUAUAAGGGAUAUUUAGUAGCCAAUCAUUUAAAAAGAGAAGAUUUAGAAGAUAUUGUAUUAUACUGUAAAUAUCAUUGUUUACUGGCCAUGAGUGCAGAACAGAGAGUUGGUCAAUUAGAGCGGAGGGCCAUCCUCCCCCAGACACCUAUUAUGUAGAUCAAGUGAAAAACGCGCUGCAUCAGAUAGAAGCCCUGGACAUUCCCUCGGUUUGUGAAUCAAGAUUGAGAAGCGUAAGCAAUCCUCCUCUAGCCUCGGCAGAUAUGCUGCUAAUUAACCCACCCUGUUCAUUGAAAACCUCAUCAACUGCAGGUGGCUCAGACACACCUACUGCUCAGAAGAAGCACAACAACGUGGAUAACUUAAGACUUCAAGAUGAAGUCGAGUCCUCCGACAGUGGUAGCGUUCCCUCGACACUCCGACGAAAAGGUUCGGACAGCUCCGGAAGCAUGGGCAGCUUAGGGACUAGAGGCAAACUGAGAUCAUUCCGGUCCCAGUUCUCUCUUAAUUCAGCGGGAACGUUUAGGAAGAGCUUACCAGAAAAUAUACCUGAUUUGUCGCAGAUAGUAACAGCCAAAUUAACCGGUGGCACAGAGAACACGCUGUUUCAUUACGUCAGCUGGGAUUCCUUCCAGGGUAUUGUGGUGUGUCCAAGCGAUGGAGACACGCCCUCCCCCAGUGGAGCAGUACACGCUGAGGUGGUGAACUCAUUUCACAAAACAUGUCUGUCCAUUCGUAGGUUGUUUUCGCCUUACUACAAACAGCGCUUAAAACAGGAUGGCAGCCGUACUCGAUUCAUGUCUUCUGGAAUGCAGGGAGUGGUUGAACAUGGUGCACUCUUUCACAGGACUCCAGAGAGUUCCACAGAUCAGAAGAAAGUUUCUUCUGUCCUAAAGUACUGGGUGAUAGG
Pocillopora damicornis (cauliflower coral) is the source of this 2506-nucleotide messenger RNA. RefSeq names its product protein inturned. Gene Ontology annotation, biological process: vesicle-mediated transport; establishment of planar polarity; nervous system development. The record is from RefSeq and is a predicted model, not a curated record. Gene Ontology annotation, cellular component: cilium; cytoplasm. Lineage: Eukaryota; Metazoa; Cnidaria; Anthozoa; Scleractinia; Pocilloporidae. Gene Ontology annotation, molecular function: protein binding.